Molecule: messenger RNA, 363 nt
Organism: Pediculus humanus corporis (human body louse)
Lineage: Eukaryota; Metazoa; Arthropoda; Insecta; Psocodea; Pediculidae
Exons: 3
Coding region: 1-363 (120 amino acids)
Biological process (GO): negative regulation of smoothened signaling pathway
Cellular component (GO): Golgi apparatus; ciliary membrane
Source: RefSeq, a predicted model, not a curated record
AUGGAUAAAUUAACCGUAAUAUCGGGAGCUCUUUUUGUGGCUGCUGAUGUUUUUGCUGUAGUUAGUUUGGUUAUGCCUGAUUGGAUUGUGUCCGAUAUAGGAGUUAUUCUAAUUGCUAUUUCUUAUUGGGAUGCUAAUAUAAUUACAUAUGCCAGAUGGGUAGGAUUUACUUCGAUGGUUUUGUUUUGUAUGGCUGCCAUAAUAUUUCCUAUGGGGUUUCACAUUGAUGAAAUCGGAGGUCAGCCAUAUCAAUUACCAAAUUCUCACCAAGUCGGAUUAUCAUAUAUAUUGUUUGUAAUGGCAUUGUGGAUAACAGUUAUAUCUGAACUUUUUGCAGCCAAAGUUUGCUUGCCUCAUUUCUAA